This is a messenger RNA of Clunio marinus, 180 nucleotides long. The record is from the annotation of a GenBank genome assembly. Lineage: Eukaryota; Metazoa; Arthropoda; Insecta; Diptera; Chironomidae.
AUGCCUUCAGUAGACUUUAAACUAUCCUUUCUAAGGGUCAGGUUGGGUGAACAUACAACAUGUAAUCCAAAACUAUUGUAUAAAACAUUAAUUUCAUUGAAGAAACGUUUUCAAUAUAUUCUUCACCCACAUACGAAUGACAGUCAGACGCCUUCACAAAUUUUUAAUACUUUUCCAUGA